AUGAGCGACGACGGAGACAAGUCUACUCCGGCGCCGGCGAAACUCGGCGACGAGCAAUUAGCAGAGCUCCGUGAGAUUUUCCGAUCAUUUGACCAGAACAAAGACGGAAGUUUAACGGAGCUCGAAUUAGCCUCACUUCUAAGAUCUCUCGGUUUAAAACCGAGUCAAGACCAACUCGAUACUCUGAUCCAAAAAGCAGAUCGGAAUAGCAACGGAUUGAUCGAGUUCUCCGAAUUCGUGGCUCUGGUCGAGCCAGAUCUAGUCAAGUGUCCUUACACAGACGAACAGCUUAAAGCGAUUUUCAAAAUGUUCGAUCGUGACGGUAACGGUUACAUAACGGCGGCGGAAUUAGCUCAUUCGAUGGCGAAAUUAGGUCAUGCUUUGACGGCGGAGGAAUUAACGGGGAUGAUUAAAGAAGCAGAUCGUGACGGUGAUGGUUGUAUCGAUUUCGAUGAGUUUGUUCAAGCGAUUACUUCUGCUGCCUUUGAUAAUGCUUGGGGAUGA
Messenger RNA from Arabis nemorensis, 504 nucleotides. Lineage: Eukaryota; Viridiplantae; Streptophyta; Magnoliopsida; Brassicales; Brassicaceae. The record is from the annotation of a GenBank genome assembly.